Molecule: messenger RNA, 9023 nt
Organism: Porites lobata
Lineage: Eukaryota; Metazoa; Cnidaria; Anthozoa; Scleractinia; Poritidae
Source: the annotation of a GenBank genome assembly
AUGGCGACCUCCAGGCUUCGUUCUCUUCUGAAGUUAGGAGCAAUAACAGGGCCACGGGUGUUUCUUAGAAGUAGGUGAUAAUUUCUACGAUUCAAUAAAUCUUACUUUGCUCUAGUGGUGUAAUGUUAGCUUAAACGUGAAAUGAAGUCUGGUAAGAGUCAGCUUCUAAAAGCGAAAUAUACUAUGGACUGCAAUUAAGCUUAACUUAAGCUUACUUCUUAUUUUAGAUCAUCACAGUUGCUGCAAGUCUUCAUUUGCUCCUGCAGCUUUCUUGCAAAAAUCAAGAAGAUAUUCGACUGAUCUUGCAGUCAAAGGUAAUCACCGUUUGCUUUUUUUAAAAACUGACAGUACAAUACAACAUGUGUACAUUGAUUAAUAAUUACAUAAUACGGCUGCACAUCACUUCACUUUUAUUAUCUAGUGUGACAUUGGAAAACCGAUACGAUAUAGCUCCCAACUUUUGCCUAGUCACAUGAGCAUAAUUUUUGUAUCCACAUUUCCAGAAUUUCCACAAAAAAUCCGAUGACUUCAGAUUUCAGGGGGUUGCCAAAAUGUAUUAGUGCAAAGUGCGAAAUCUUGGCACCAUCUAUCCUGCAAGCAAGCUCUCCCAGGGGUACCGGGGGUGCCUACUGUUACCCCACCACCAGCGCGCCCCAUAGAGCUUGCUCACAGGCUAUGCACCAUCUUGCCGAGUUCAUACAGGGCUUUGCUCUAGCAGAGCCUGGUUUCCCCUGGCGGCCAACUUUUGCCCUCGGGCAACUAGAAAAUCUCAGAUUUUUCAUACAAAUCAUAUGCUGGGCACCUAAAUUUUACAGGUUCAGAGUGCUGGGCUCCCUUCAAUUUUCCUUAGAGCACAGCCUUGUACACACAUGAUAAUCCUGGUGAGAUUACUUAACUGAGGUAUCAUGAGGUCUUACUGAGAUCAAGCCUUUAUACCUGGAAUUGUGCAUAUGUGACCCUUCAUGCGAAAAGGGGGCUUAUGGAUUUCACUAAAAACCGUGAAUUUUUUUCACGGUCACAGUGCGUGAAUUAGAGUUUUCACGGCGUGAAUUUCAAAUUCCACGCCCGUUCACUCCAUGCAAGAAUUUUUCACUCUUGGCGUGAAACUAAUCAUGUUGCGACAGAUCAGCGAAGACUUCCAUGCCGUGAUUAUUUAACCGGUGUAAACUUUCACGCCGUGAAAUUAAGAGAGAACACAUUUUCACGCCGUGAAACAUGCGAGGGUGAAUGAAAUCUAACCUGUUUUUUCUCGCCCCUUUUCAAACUAGAAAAAAAAAAACGAGAAUACCUGGUCACAUCAAAGUACAUUUGUGGAAGUUGAUCCCACGCAAAAAAUAAUAUUUCUCUCAGCAUAUUCAAGCCGUUUUAAAUAGCUCAUGAAAAAAAUAAAAAAAACGUAUUCAGACUAUUCCGCGUUCAGGCCUGUAAAGCCACAAAUCACAAUCAAACUAGUCACAAUUUCUUGUCGAUAUUUUUAUGUGUUAGAUAUGCACGAUCAGAACUGCGUGUGUUUCAUGUCAAUUUGUUUACAUUGUCUGUAACUGCAACAGUCGGUGACUUUUGGCUCUUUUUUUUCUUCUCCACAACGUGCCAAUUUUCCCAAUGUCGAUGUCAGAGACGCUUAGUUAUUUACCAAACAUGGCAAGGUUUUCACUCAAGAAACCUAACAAAAUUCUUUGUGGAAAGACUAACUAUUACUGCCAUUCCUAAAACCGGGAUAAUUGUCGUCUGUGUCAAUGCGCAUUGCAGUGAAGUGCCUGAUCUUAUCUACAGUUUUGUAGCCCCAUCACACGUGCAAACUCUACUUGAUUUAUCAUGCUCCAUUUCAAGUUCCUUGUCUCUUUGCUAAAUGUUAUACUUGAAAUUUCGCUGUUACAACGAUCUGAACAGAAGGGUAAAAAUGAAAUAAAUCCAAAAGACAUCACGCAAUAUCAAAACAUGCGUUACAUAUUUCAUCUUGUCGCCACGGAGUCUAGCAUUUGCGUAACUUCGUGGAAGAGAUAAAAGCUUCGUUUGGUUGUAAAUUUAGAGAAUCUUCGGUGACUCACUUUUUAAGCGAUUUCAUGUGUUUUGCCGAAAAUCAAAAAUCAAAAAGUACUGACCAGUACAUGUUACAUUCAUGUGGACAAAUAAAGGCUUGCAUGACAUCUAAACAAUACACUUUUGAAAACAAUGUUACAUUUCAUUUUGACUGUUGGAAGAUUUUCACGGCGUGAAAUUAAAUUUCACGGUGACUGAAAUUUUUCACGGCAUGAAAUAUUUUCACAGCGAUUAUAAAGUUUUUCACUGCGUGAAAUUUUCACGGUAGCCGUGAAUUUUUCACAGCGUGUUCACAGUGUGAAAGAGAAAUUUCACUCACAUUCCAAAAAUUCUUUUUACUUUCACGGCCUGGAUCGUGAAAAUAGGCAUAGCGUGAAAUUUAGAUAAGCCCCCAAGUCGCGUGAAGGGUCACAUAUCUUGAUGAGAUAAUCUAUUCAAAAUUUUCUUUCUGGAAACUGUUUGUUAUGUGUGUAAAAUUGUCCUGUGUGCAUGUGAUUGAAGUUUUCAAUCCACAGGAGUGACACAUGCAUAAUACAUGUGAGUUGGCUGGUAUAAAUGAAUAAUGAUGAUAAUGAACUUUAUUUAAAUGUCAUGAAAUCCUCAAGUUGACCUGUUGAAGGCCUGCUAAUAGGUGACAUCAUCUAAAAUUCUUCCAACCUAACUACUUGGAAUGACUAAAAUAACAAAUUAAUGUAUUUACAGAAUAUAAAAUUAAUUACUGCUUACAAGUUUUGAGACACUAUAUAUAUGAUUAAAUUAAAAGGCCCGUACUGUCUCAAGAGGUCAGUUAGCUAGAACAUAGAUAGCAAUAAUUACAACCCUCUGUAAUCUUGGAGGUCUGCCUCCUACCUCCAAGGCAUAAAUUGAUUUGCAGGACAGAUCACCAGACCCACAUAUCUCAGGCCAUAGGCAGUUGUAUUAAAACGUAGAGCAAAAAAGUUGCCAGAAUUUAUAUUUACCGUAUACGUUUAUAUUAAAUCUUUGGUCUCCAAACAUGGCUUUGUCAAACCCAUCUCCCUGAUUAAACUGGUCCCCACAGUUCACUGAAUAAUACAAACUUACUCUGCACAUGUUCGUAAAACAGUCAUAGUUCACCAAUAACAUGAACACCCAUGAAAACAUUGACAUCUACAGAAAUCUCUGAUUUUCUUCCUUUCUUUCUUUCAGAGGAUGCAGCUGUAACUCAGCUGUCUGAGUUUGGACAGUAUGUAGCUAACAUGCUGCCAAAGUACAUCCAGCAGGUCCUAAUGACACAAACCAAAGAACUGGAAUUGCUGAUUGCUCCUGAAGGGGUUAUUCCAGUGCUUACAUUCCUGAGAGACCAUACUAAUGCACAGUACAAGUCUCUUGCAGACCUGACUGCUGUUGAUAAGCCCGAAAAACCAUGUAGAUUUGAGGUACAUAGCAAGAUAAUAUAAAGAUUUAGUGUUUCUCAAUUGCAGAGAAACCUACCAUCCUAGACAAAAGUAAUUGGGAAGGAUGUACAUACAAUUUACAGUGUGACUACUGUAAGUGGGGCCACCUAGACAAAGCUGAUGAAUCGGAUUACAGGAAAGUAACAACACAUAUUUCUGAGAAAGUUGGUUGUGGACCCAUCAGCAGCCUGUAAGAAAACAAGAGGUUACUUUAAGUACAAAAGUUAACUAUUGAUAGCAAGCGUUUUUCAAGAAAACAAAAUUGUUUCACCAGAAAAUGUUUUUCUAUUCCAAACUUUACAUUUAAUGCCUAAGAGAAACAAAAUUUACAUGUAUAUUUGUUUGGCACAAGCUGUUAUUUUGUCAUCUACCAGCAAUUUCUUUACUGCCAUUGCCCCAUUUUACAACAACAAGUGAUCUCAAGUCAAAAAUAUGACUAACGUUUACAUUUUUCACCUCUGUCAACACUCUAACGGACCUCUCAGGAAACACAGGUUUUCUUCGGAAGAUUCAAAAGGUCAUGUCUGUAGGUUGUAAUUGGUUGAUUUUGAUCCAUGUUGUUGAUUUCAUUUUGUGAUAUUAAUGAUUGACAACUAUCAGUAGCUUGUAAAAAACUAAUAACUAACUUACUUAAAGCACAACAUUUAAAUAUUGUUAGCAAAACGUUUUUUCAAGAAAGCAAAGUGUUUCACCAGACAAUGUUUUUCUAUUUGAAAGCUAACAUAGAACACCCAAGCUGUUAUUUCUUCAUGUACCAGCAAUUUCUUUGCUACAAUUGCCAUGCUUUGCAAUAACAUAGGACUUCAAGACAAAAAUAUAACUAAAGUUUAUCAAAAUGUUGCCUCCGUCAUUCACUCUAAUAGACCUCUCAGGAAACACAGGCUUUCUUCAAGGGGUUCAAAAGGUCACCUCUGUAGGUUGUAAUUGGUUGAUUUCAAUCAAUGUUGUUUAUCUUGUUUCAUGGUAAUUAUGGUUAACAAUGUUCUCUGAAUGUAUUGUUAUUUUCCUGUAAUCUGAUUGGUCAACUUUGUCUAGGUGGCCCCGGUUGUAGAAGUCGCACUGUUAUAGAUUUUGGCAUUGUAUAAAUGAUAAAUGGAAAUUAGAUGUCUGUAACUGUUGUAACUGUUUUCUUUUUAAGCUAGACAUCUCUAAGGUGCAAAGCCUGACUGGGAAGGGUCGAGGGGGAGGUUAAUUUCGUAAAUUCUUUAAAAGUUCUUCUAUUGCAGCAUUAACCUUUGUUUUUUUUUCUGUUAUAGCUGGUGUAUAAUUUGCUAUCUUUGAGGUACAAUUCAAGGAUCCGAGUGAAAACCUACACUGAUGAACUCACGCCAGUUGAUUCUGCCUUCCCAGUGUUUAAGGCAGCAGACUGGUAUGAAAGAGAGGUAAUAAAUUGUUAGAACUAGUAAUGUUGAAUUUUAAAAAUUGGCAUUUGACUAGUGCUGAGCAAGGUAGAUAGCGUUGUUCUGAAUAAAUCAUUUGUUUAUGUCUUAUCUGAACGCAAAAGCCACCAUUUAAUGCCCUACUGAAACAAAGCAUUUACAAGUACUCUAGGUAAAAAUAUAUAAUGAUAACUAAUCAUACUUGUUUAAUAUUGUACUAAUUUAAGAUUACUAACUACAUGUAUGUAUCAUUGCCAUAAAGAAUAUUUUUCUUGGACAGAAAAAAUAUUCUUCAGCACCAAUGAUUCACUGAAAGCUAUGCAGAGCUUUUGGAACCAAUCCCGAUCCCUUCAUUAGUGAUGAUGUUUGCUGUUAUUCGCAGCCUCAUUUUGAUGAGGCUGCAAAAUUGUUCCAUAAAUUGGGGAAAGUGGUGGCCCUGAUCACAGUUCAUUCCCGGUCGCCGAGUAUGAAUGUUCAUGACCUUGUAAAUUGAGCGUGAAAGCAGGUGGUUUUCCUGGCCAAUAUUUUUUACACUGGUGCAGAAGCUGCAAGUAACAGCAAACCUCAUCACUGAUGAAGGGAUCCGGACAGUUUCCAAGAGCUCUGUGUAACUUUAAACAAAUUUUUGGUGUUGAAAAAUAAUUUUUUCUCUAAUAGAAUGUCCCAACGGCAAAAUCUUCACUGUCUUGUUUUCUGUGAGAUUUUUUAUCAUAAUUUUGCAUAUAUUUUGUCCAGCUUAGUGCAACUGCUCAAUGCUCAGGCAGGGUUUGAGAGAUAGGAUUUGAUCACUGGGGGACAAUUGUCCCCUUGGCUAAAAUUUUGGGGGACAUUUUCAUUUUUAGGGGGACAGAAAUUUGUACACCCUUCUGCUGAUCCAAAGGGGUUUGUCUUCUUAGCAGGACUUCUGAUAGGUCUCAGAGAAAAAAGUCAAAUUUCGCGGGAUUUUUAGGGACAAAUUCGCGGAAAAAUCGCCUGAUUUUGCGGGAGUUUUCGGGGCAAACUUCACCGAAAAGCCAUCGGUAAAAAAACGGACGAUUUUGUGGUUAUUUUCAAGGCAAAUUUCGCUAGAAAUCGAUCGGUUUUGCGCUGAUCAGACCAGCCUUUUUAACGUUUUUCUAACAGAGGUCAUCAUUUGCUCUUUCAACAACAAUACGCUCCAGAAAUGAACCAAUGGCAAAGCCUUUAACAUCAUGGCUAGUGCCCAGUUUUUCGCAACAUAAUCUGUUUGCACGUUCCAAGAUAAAUUUGGACGUUUACGGCAAGUAAAUAGCCCCUAUAGCUGAAAUAAGUUUCAAAUAUGUUGUACAGACAUGUAUUUGAUAAGAUUUCUACCGAAUUUCGCGGCUCCACGACCGUGCGAAGAAUUAGAAGCCCUGUCUUAGAUUUCUGACAAAAAUAGCAGUAGAACGUGACUGAAACGUAACUUUGGAAUGAACUUUUAAAGGUGCGAUAAAAUAUACUUUCCACGUUCUGUUUCAGCUUGCAAUUUCUGCACUAAAAUAAAUCUCUUCGUGUGUGCUUCCUUUCGAGUUUUUUCCCUAAAUUUUGAAGGGGACAAAUUGUCCCCUUGGCCGUUUUUUAAAGGGACAAUUCCAAUUGCAGUGCGGGAUUGGCGCAAUGGCGCGGCCUGGCUCAAAUCCUGCUCAGGGUUCGCAAAUAGGCCAAAUUUGGCGUAUUUUACACCAAAGUUGUUCAGAUGACUCCACUGAGGUUACGGAGGGAGUCACUUUGACUCCAAAAAUUUUUGGUAACAAACACAGUUUUGUCCUUACCUUUUUCGCAACAAAUACAAUUUACACUAAUUGUAAACGUUGUAAACCUUAAUUAAAUCAUCAAAAUUAAAGAAUUAUACUGCACGACAAAACAGGAAGAGGGUAGUUUACUCGAUGACCGCCAUCAUGGAUUUGAGCUUUCCAGGUCAGCGGACCGCCACAGCUACUUCGUGUAUCCCUCACGAUAGUGUAUACAUGCUGGGACUAUGUGCUGGAAAGUCUGAUACUUGACUCCAAGUAUUCCAAAAUGACUCCAAAAUUUGUGAAGCAGGAGUCACACUGACUCCACUCAUCAAUAAAAUUUGCAAACCCUGAUGCUCAGUUGAAUAUGCAUUAAAAUUAAUGUGACACCACAUGGUUGGCAGGUCAAGCACAGAAAAGCUAGCUAAUACAUAUUUGCAUAUUUAAAGCAAGCAGCAAAUCGAUUAGCAUCAGAAAGCAUUUUAACUCAUCAACAGAGAUGACUGUGGGGGGGUCGAGGUGCCUGCUGUGAUUGAGGCUGGUAGAUCCACAAACUGCAGCCGAGUUUUUGAAAACAUUUUUUUACACUCUAUUCUAUCACAUCGUGCUUUUUUAAAAUUAUUAAUUUGUUUUGCCAUAUCUUGAAAUUUUAAUUUUGCUGUCAAUCUUGUGACAUCAUUUUGUGGCCAAAAACCAUUAAAAUCGAAAAACUAAAAACAUAGGAUUUUUUGGAUACAGAGUUCUACCAUCCUGCAAAGUUUGAGCUCAAACGAAUAAAAAAUGUAAAAGUAGUUCCUAGGUUGCAGAUUUUUGUGUCCUAUGGGCCCUCCGUGAGAUGAUCACUUGUUGUUUUGAUUUCAAUGGUUUUCAACUAAACAAGUCCUAAAAGAUGAGGACAACCUAAGAUUACUGUCUUAGGUUUCACUAUAGUAGUCUAAGAACUCACUAUUGUAUUGUGUGCCUUUUCUCUCUUGUAGAUCUGGGACAUGUUUGGUGUAUUUUUCGCUGACCAUCCAGAUUUGCGACGAAUCUUGACAGAUUAUGGGUUUGAAGGCCACCCAUUUAGGAAAGAUUUUCCACUAACUGGUUAUGUUGAGGUAAUUGCUAUGAAUAGAAGUUAACCUUAACUUUUUCUCAUGUAUUCUUAAAAAAACAGACACCCUGGAAAGCUUCAUUGUACUCUUUUUUUCCAUUGAAAAAGUCAGCACUGUUAUCGUUAUUGAAGGAUGUUGAGCCCUCGCCUGAUCGCAAAAUGAUAAAACUUCUAAAAAUUUGAAAGCUUGUUUCUGCCACUACAAGAUUCUCACUAAAACUUGUGGUAGAAUAAUGAUGGCCAUGGCAUUUUCCUGCCAAAAUGAUGCUGGUUCAUGUGUGAGCACAAGUAGUAUUAAGAAAAUCUUGUCCUCAUAGUCGUUCUCAUCUUACUCAUCCUCAUCAUUACAGAAAAAGGGAAGGAGGUGAGCCAUGCUACCUGGUUUCAACACUGAGUAGAGCAAGUAUUAGCCUCCCACGCAGACGUUCUUACGGGUUCGUCAUGCAAUCAUUCCUCUCCCACGAACGACAUUCGUGGGGUAGGAACGCAUGACGAACCCCUAAGAAUGUUUGGGUGGGAGGCUAGGAACGCGUGACGAACCCCUAAGAAAGUUUGCGUAGGAGGCUAAGCAAGCAUAGGCAGUCAGUUCUUUGAAACCAAAUAAGUUUAAUAAAAUAGUUUUCCUCAAUACUGAAAACUUACAUUAAUUUUGUUACUGUAGGUGAGGUAUGAUGACGAGCUCAAGCGGGUUGUCUGUGAACCAAUUGAAAUGGCUCAAGAAUUUCGUAGGUUUGACUUUCAAACCCCGUGGGAAAAUUUCCCAGCACACAGGGAAGACAAACAAGAUGUGCAGCAACAACUGCCAACAGGAGAAAAAACAGAGAAGAGUUAAAGAAUUCUCUUCCCUGCUGAUAAUGUUUUGUAACUACUGUUUUGUUGUAUGGUGUGAGGAAUUACCUUUAAACAGUUUAUUGAUUGAAGUAAUAACUUUUAUUGUAAAUACAAAAAUGUAGUAUAAAAUCAAACUUUCAUGUGCACUUCAUCUAACAAAGUAAUAAAAUUUCAUCUUUAUUUUGCUUUUCGUAAUGUCCAUAGCACCUUAUAAUAAUAUUUCAAAGUUGAAAGGCGACUUCACUAGGCUGCCAUAAAACCUAGACUAGACAGAAAUAUUGUAGUGCAUGAAAACAAGAAGUUUACUAGGACACAUAGCCAACUGCUUAUGAAAUGAGGUAACCUAAUAAACCCAGCCUGAUCCACAGGCCUCAUAAGAACCAAUUCAGGUUGUCCUUGACCGUUAAAACUGAUGAUGUCACAAGUGCUAGAAGGGACGUGGAUCUGCACCAGCAUUUCAAGGCGGGAAUGGGUUGAUAAAAAACCUAAAAGUCAUCUUUCGCCAAUAUUUUCACCCGAUUUGGCAUUUUAU